GAACGAAAGCAGAUGGAUUCGUCUUCGGCUGACGAUGUUGCAGCGGUCUGGAGUCUGCAUUACUUAGCGUGCAUGUGUAUAACGCUGGCCACGAUUUGGACAUAUGAUUAUAUUAGUUCACUUCACGAUGAGUGGACGUUCCUACUCCGAUCGCGCUGUACUAAGGUAAAAGCCCUUUAUGUCAUUGCACGAUAUGUCCCCUUUUUCCUCGUCGCCACGGACCUAUGUAGGACCUUCACCCCGAAUGAGAACCCUAAUACAUGUCGGAUGUUGAUCGAUAUCUACUCAUGUUUUGGAGUGAUAUCACUCGCUUGCUCUGAAUACAUUUUUGUGCUCAGAACAUAUGCGCUUUGGAACAAAAAUCGAAUUGUACUCGUAGCCAUGCUGUCCUCUCUUUUUGCUAUCAUCGCAUCCUUCAUCGGCAUCUGGUUUACCACUGUUGCCACUUCUCUUGUUACGACUGGCACGAUUCCAGGCACCACAGGCUGCUACCGGAACUCGCCCAGUGUCGAUUUCUCCAUGUCAUUUCUUCUCUUGUUUGUGUUUGCACUGGGAUUGUUCUUCCUCACAGUCAUAAAAAGCUGGCGGACGGCCAACGGCCUUCUCCAUGCCGUCCUGGUGAAGCAUGAUAUGUUCUACUAUGCAUGUGGUUUGUUUCUCUCGACCGUGAACGUCCUCGCGCCAGUGCUAUUUUCCUAUGUUUCUGUGAACUUCCUCGAACGCUUGCAGGUCCUUAUCCUUGCGAUCCUCGCCACGCGCAUGCACCUCGAUCUCUGGCAUAGCGACUGGCGCGCGCACGCCUCUGGUGCCAUUAUUUCCAUGUCCAACGUGUGACCUGCAAGCCGUACGGUGUCGUGUGUUUUAUAUGGCGCUAUUGAUGGAAUGUGAUUUGAACUCUUUGAUUACGAGAUGACUGGUCCAGGUGGCUUGGUCGCGUUUUAAUGGAUGUUUUUGGAAUGAUUUUUUUUUUUUUCAGGACAAAGAAUCUGAGGCAAGGAGAAAUUUGAAACUUGAAGGGUAUGUA
Messenger RNA from Suillus bovinus, 1024 nucleotides. RefSeq lists its product as uncharacterized. The transcript has 15 exons. Bases 13 to 834 code for a protein of 273 amino acids. Lineage: Eukaryota; Fungi; Basidiomycota; Agaricomycetes; Boletales; Suillaceae. The record is from RefSeq and is a predicted model, not a curated record.